Molecule: messenger RNA, 375 nt
Organism: Pisolithus orientalis
Lineage: Eukaryota; Fungi; Basidiomycota; Agaricomycetes; Boletales; Pisolithaceae
Exons: 3
Coding region: 1-375 (124 amino acids)
Source: RefSeq, a predicted model, not a curated record
AUGUCACCAGCCUGCUGCAAUCCUAUCCCAGUUCCCAGCCCAACAACAUGUGCAUUGCCCAGUGGCAAUUUCCCUGGUCCUCAUCAACCUAUGGACCUUUCAGACACUCCUGCAUCAUUCAGCUCCACAUCAAUACCACUGGCUAGAUCCCCAUCACUGGUGCCAAUCCUGUUGUCACAUUCAGAGCUUUUAGCAGUCUCCCAGGAGUUUGCUAUACAGCUGGGAGUUGAUACUCCACAAACUGAGUGUAUUAUGCCAAUACCCUGGUGGAUGCAACCAGGGAGUGGUGAUCACAUAUUCUGGCAACAGUUAGCAGAUCUUCUGGAGGAAGAGCUGGCAGGUGUAGGCUACUGUCUUAAACCAGACCAGCUUUAA